Messenger RNA from Cetraspora pellucida, 435 nucleotides. The record is from the annotation of a GenBank genome assembly. Lineage: Eukaryota; Fungi; Glomeromycota; Glomeromycetes; Diversisporales; Gigasporaceae.
AUGGUAUGUCAAACAUAUAAAAAUGUUGAAAAGAAUACGAUAGAAGCCAUUUACAAAUUCCCACUUCAUGAAGCUGCAGCAGUAUGUGGAUUUGAAGCUGAAAUUGAUGGAAAGAAAAACAUUAAAGGAAUAGUCAAAAAGCUAGACAGGCCGUGCAAGAAUAUUACGAGGUCAUUCAGAAGGUUAUGGGGCUUACCUCAUCGAAGAACAACUCCCAGAUCUGAAUCUGAAAAAGUUCGAUUUGUUUUUCCUACUGCCAUUGCUCCGCAAUAUAGUUCAUCUGGUUAUUCCCUGCAAAUGAUGAGAAAAACUUAUUCCUAUAAAGUACCUUAUUCAGGAAAGACUGACUAUUAUUUAGAUCUUACUAUUACAUGUAGAAUAACUUCUGUUAUUCAAAACAUUGAAUCACCAUCUCAUCAUAUUUCAACCAAAUAA